AUGUCACUGGACGUCGGUGACGUAACUGAUUCGCGCGUCCCGGAAGAUAUUUUAUUCCCGGACGAGUUAUGCCGCUACCUUCGGGAAGAACUGAAAACCUGUACCCGCGAAAACUGCUUCUUGAGGAAGGACAUUGCAGAAAAAGAGAAACAAAGCGAAGACACCCAACGCAAGUUGCUAAAACUAGAAACGAAACUCAAGGAGUACCAGGACUCGUCCGACAUGGUCGCCGCUACUCCCAAUCACUUGGUCAGCGCCAAGAUCGUCGAGAUCAGCAAGAAGCUGCGCGAAAAGUGCGCAGAACUUGAAUCAUGCAAGUCCAAGUAUGCGAAACUUGAAAACUACGUCCUCGAAUUGGAAAAUCGAUCGACUCGUUGCGAACCAAUUGCAGAAUUCAGAUGCGAAGACGUCGAGACGAAGCGGCUGGAAGAAAAGCUCCGUGCUACUUCCAACAAGUUGGUGGAGGCGAGGGACGCCAACGCGCAGCUUAAAAACGACCUGAAAACUGCCAACGAGUACCUGAAACGAGAGACGGGGGAAGAACUGACUUCGUUGCUCGGCAAUAGCAAGUGGAAAGGUAAAUCUGAGCUGAUUAACGAAUUGCAGAGCAAAAACAGGGAGCUGAAGGACAAAAUUAAGAUGAUGCAGGAUACCCAGCAGAGUUACGCAAAGACAUACCAGAAAUUGACGAGCCUGGAACAGGAAAGCAGAGACGUAAAGGCGAUCAACGAAGAACUGAGGAGAAAAAUCGAAGCUAUCAAGGCUCGAAACAAAGCUUUGGAGGCAGAUAACAAGAGUUUAAAGUUAAAGUAUUCUACGUUGAACGAACACUACGAAAAAGAUCAGUGCUUCAUCGCUACCUUGUCGGCUCAGGUAGUUUCUUUCGAGGAGCUCAGAAGGGACGUAACAAGGGAAAAGGAAUGUUUACUGGGCAAGGUCCGUAAUGAGAAAGAGCAACUGUUUCUAGAGGUGCAAACAUGCAAGACUAUAAUAAACGAGCUACGCCAACAGCUCGAAUCGAAAAAUGAGCAAAUUACUGAACUGAGAAAAGUCAAAGGCGUCAAGGAGGACGAGGAAGAAAUGGUCGUAGCGGAGUGCUACGAUGCCGAACGAAUUAAGAUUUUAGACCUAUUCGAGAAUCAAAAUAAACGACUAGAGGACGCGCGAAGCGAACUUUCCAAAUGUCAAUUGGCGCUGCGAAAGGAAAAGCAGAAAUCUGCGAAAUUGGAAUCGGCGCUGGCUAGAGCUGAGGCUGAAUCUAUAUCGACUAACAGAUACCGUUCUACCACAUCCUUGGCAUCUGUGCGUGUCCCGGAUGAGUCAUUGAGCGAUAAGCUAGAGCUGGCUGAGGAAAAUAUUAAAGCUCUCACGACUAAACUCGAACUAGAGCGGCACGAGAGGCGGAGGGAUUUAAAAGAGUUUUCCGCAAUCCUAAAGUGUUCCAGCAAUUCCAGCAAAUAAAUAAAAUUUAAGAUCCGGCAUAUUUUUAAUUAAGGUGGUGAUAAUUAAUGUGUUAUUUAUUACCGUUCCCACCAACAGUUAGUAUAUUGCUAGGUGGACUUUUGUUUUCUAGACUACUUAAGUCUUUUGCAAGUCACUUUAGGUGGUACCUACAUUUAGGUGCUCAAUUUUAAAUACAACCACAAAAUUUUGUCUAAUAAAACAGAUUUUUGCUCGCUAGUUCCGUAGAAUGAAUACGGAGUUGAAAUUUUUGAGGAUAAUCUUGGAUUCCUCGAAUGGUUUUCCAGAUGCCAAUGGUAUCCUUUAUAAUUUCUAUGAAAAUAAAAGAUUUAAUAGAGAGAA
Messenger RNA from Cylas formicarius (sweet potato weevil), 1803 nucleotides. RefSeq names its product rho-associated protein kinase 2-like. Lineage: Eukaryota; Metazoa; Arthropoda; Insecta; Coleoptera; Brentidae. The transcript has a single exon. Gene Ontology annotation, cellular component: centriolar satellite. The record is from RefSeq and is a predicted model, not a curated record. Bases 1 to 1461 code for a protein of 486 amino acids. Gene Ontology annotation, biological process: non-motile cilium assembly; cytoplasmic microtubule organization.